This is a messenger RNA of Sitodiplosis mosellana (orange wheat blossom midge), 4274 nucleotides long. RefSeq names its product little elongation complex subunit 1 (gene Ice1). The record is from RefSeq and is a predicted model, not a curated record. Lineage: Eukaryota; Metazoa; Arthropoda; Insecta; Diptera; Cecidomyiidae. The transcript has 2 exons. Bases 409 to 4113 code for a protein of 1234 amino acids.
AUGACAGUUCUCACCACUACAAAAACCAACUUAGGUUUAACGAAUGUGAUUGAGGUUAGGUUGAAAACGUAUUCAAUUGUUUAUAGUAUCGUGUAUGGAGUGCAGCGUUUCACCCAUCGUAUUUUCACUGUCAACUAUUUUCAAUUGAAAUAAGUAGAAGCAUUUAGUAAAACGCGUUGUUUCAGUUGUAAAAUUUGGUUCAUUUCGAAAAAAAUGUUGUGACUGUGAUUUGGCGAACAGUUCGGUGUGAUUACGAGAAAAAUUCCACCAAAAACCGUGUGAGCAUAACCUCAUCGUGUUUGACAUCGGCGACGAGUGGCCAGUGUGAGCGGUGUUUUGGUUGUCGAUCGAACAAUCAUCGUCGGAAAUUUAAAUGCAAAUCGGUCGAACCGAAAAUCCGAAGCCACAAUGGAUCAAGAUCCGUCAAUGUUUUUUCCAAUGAAUAAUUUCGGCGCAUCGAAUUCAUUGAGCCCAUUCAAUAUAGAACUCUUGAUGACAUCAAUCGUCAACAAUGACAGCUUGGUGCGUAGUUACCAUGAAAAAUGCGCCGAAAAUGGUCAAAUCCAACAGAAUCUCGACUCAAUAACUGAAACGGCACAGCAAAUUCAGCAAAUGUACACGAGUGAAAAGGAACGAAAAGAGCAGCUUCAAAUCGAAAGUGCUGAUUUGUUGGAAAAAUUGAAUCGAGUACAGGCACGAUUGGAAGAAGUCGAAAAUGAACAUGUAAACACAGACACAUUGAAUAAACAAACAAUAGCUGAACUCGAGGAAAAGGUUGAGCAAAUCAAUGCAAAAUAUUUGGACAUUUGCGAAUUAUUUGUUGAGCAAGCGAAUAUUCUCAACGCGAAUAAUUUAUCAACGUUGCCACUGGCACGAAAAUGUACAGCAAUCAAGGAAGUACUUCAUACGAAUGGUAUCCAAUUUGAAUGGAAAAGCCCGUCGAAGCAGCGUCGCAAAUCAACAGUUGAUAAAGUUAAAAUGAAAACAACACGAACAAUUGCAAUGCAAACCGAAUCACGCAUCGAACCAUCGGUUAAUAUUACACCAAAACCACUCACAUGCGACAAAGGUACACAGUAUCAACAGUCAAAAGCAACACGAUCCACGUGCACAUCUGCUUUUAUACACACAACAGACGCAUCAACCAACACCAAUAGUGACAAUGAUAGCCUUAAUAUUGAAUUGGCUCUGGAGAAAAUGGCUUCAUAUCCAACGCUUUUAUCACCAAUUCACGAGUCAACAACACCAAAAGUCACCACUAACACCUGCACACAAACCACAUCCAAGAAUUAUCGAACACAAGGUACGCUAACACUCAUCAACAACGUACGCAAACGAGUCAACUAUGUGAGAGCUCGUACGAAAUCCGAGUUAUUGUAUGAAGUGAAAAAAGAAGAAUGUGCCUCACCAUGUGCCUCGCCAGCAAUUUUCUGCCCAUCGUCCGCACAAGACGAUCCAGUCCAAGUGACUACACAAUUUCACCAUUAUUGGCAAAUGAUCGGUGAUCUGCUGUGUCGAAUGCUCUCCGCUCAAAAUAUGAUGGUUGAUGAAAAACACUUGAAUAAUAUUCGAAUCAUUCAAAAGGCCCACGAAAUGCAAAAUCUUAUCGCCGAAGGCAUGCACAAGAAACCCGAUGACAACAUUGGCUUGGCCGGUGUUCAUUGUACCGAAAGCAUUGAUUGUGAAGAUGAACACAGUCGCGACUCGGUGGAAAGUUAUAACAGCGCAAAAAUUGUAAUCGCCAAAAUGCGGAAUCUGAGCAAUUGUUCACCGUCAUCGCUCGAGGAGAACAUCCCCAGCUGCCCGCCAACGGACAACAAUGAAGAUCGGCCAGAUGUAUUUAUGCCAAUAUCACCAUUAGCAGAGCGUUCACAAAUCGAAAGGGAGUCACAGGAAAAUCCGGUUGGAGAAGAGCCACCGUUACCAAAGCAGCCAGCCAUCACAAGUAGUAUUCAGAGGAGAGAUAAAACUGAAACCAACCCACAACUGAAUCGACCACUAGCGGUUAACAAAGAAAUAGAAAUUGGAAGCUGCAGCAGUUCAAAGAGUCCAAUGCUCAGCGUCGAGCGACAAGCAGUAAAUGAAGUUCACUUCAAGAUACCGAAGCGGAAAGGUUCAACUUCCGAUUCUGAUCCAAUAGUCAAGAAAAGAAAAUCCACCAAAGUGAAACCACAAAAACAGCAAAUGAUGACAUCCCUUUUCGGUGAUCUGAGCGACGACGAUGACAACGACUAUGAUAUUGAUGAACAAAUUAGAAAAAUCUUCGAAUCAAUUCACACACCAAAAAUGCUGUCACCAAUUAAGGAUUGGUGUGAAGAUGUGGCAUCACCCUCACCUUCACCUUCACCCUCACCUCCGGUGACAAUGGAUGCACAAGAAUGUGUGAUACCACCAGCGGAAAGUGCAGAGCACUUGAAUGCCAAAUACGAAACAAUUUCGAACGAAACAGAUGCAAACGCGACACAUCAAAAGAAUGAAACGCUUGACCAUACCGAAGUGCUUCAAACAAAUAAACCGCCUUUGCACACGGCGCCCAAUGAAACCGAACCGCUAUCUUUGGCAUUGCCAGAUAAACUAGUCCAAACUACGGUCGAAGAACGAAGACAUGAACAUACACAACCGGUCGAAUGUGUGCUAGAGCACUCAUUGGAAUCAAGUCAAUCGUCCGAAAUCAGUCCAAAUGUUUUGAUUGAGUGCAAUGCCGAUGAAACGGUCGAAUUUGAUGAUUUUUCGCCUGCUUCACCAAAGCCAGAAGAUCAAACAUCGUCAACAGAUGCACCCAAAAUUCCAAUCAACACAAUUUGCCACGACAACGAAAUGGACGUGAGCGAAACGUCGCAUAUUUCCACCGAUUCAGCAUUAGAUCAAAUUAUUUACAAUUAUGUGUCAAAUGUACGGAAUGAGGUGUUGAUGUGUUCAGCCAGGUUCUCUCAUGCCGAAUGCUAUCUAUUGGCUAGUUUAAGGAAUGCAAUAGAAAAAUACUGUAUUGCAAACGAAUGGACAGCGACGGCGGCUACACAAUGUGUUGAUAGGCUAUUGAGCUUGAGCCGGCAACCGGAACAUUUGGCCACUGCGAUACUAGAAGUAAUCGAAGAUACAAAAGAGAGUUUUUCUGUUGAAUUCACACCGCCAGCACCAGUAUUACAGCCGUCGCAUCAAAAGUGCGUGCUUUUGGUGUCACGCCUCACCAAACCAAUGCCAAAAUUCAACCAAUACCUUCAAUUCGAACUGGAACGACGGCUGUUCACCUUUGCCAAAGAAGCCAAACCAAUUGUCGGCAUGACAAACUUGGCCCAUUUCUACAUUUCACUCAUCGACAUCGAACGACCGAGCGAUCGGGCCAAAGUGCGGCUCUUUAUCUACAAAUGUCUUUACUAUUUCAAAACGUCAUCGGUCCCAUUGAUAUUCACUGUGAUAAUGGCACAUCCGUAUGUUUUGCCACAUGCACAAGCAAUCGAAUCCAGCAGCGAUCCAUUGAUCCGAGCCAUAGCUAGCGCAUUGUCGAACAUCGUGUAUAUGGAAACCAGCGCCAAAGGGAAAAAUCUCAAGAAAAAUGAAAUGUUCCAUACUUUGAAGCGUCGAUAUGGAUUUUUUGCCGACAAAAUGUUUUCGAUUGAUGUUGUCAUCGAUUUUUGCAUCGAAUGCAUCCGGCUGAAUCGCCUACAACAUGUCGACUAUGCACUUAUUUUGCUAGCAAAACGCAAAGAUUUUGAAUAUGCGGCCGAAAAAAUUAUCGAAAAACAUCUCAGUCCAAUGUUACAGCAAUACUUUUCAAUGAACUUGAACGCUACCACCGAACACGACGGAAAAAUUUGUACGAUUCUCUUCACGAUUGGAUCAAUUGUAAAAACGUUUCCAAUCGAAGAAAAUGUGUGCGGUUAUAUCGACAUGUUUGUCACCUGUUUGAAUGCCACACAACGGCAAUCCAUUCAAGAAGCAGCUAUUUUGGCCAUUUGCCAACUGAGCCGAUUCGGCACCACGCAAAUUUAUCAACAUUUGGCCAACUGGAAACCCAACUACAAAAUCAGUGCCCACAUAAAAGCCAUACUCAGAACCAUUGUAUACAGAAAAUCAAAGCAAUAUUGGUUUGGUGACAACAAAAACUAUGAGUAAACAGAACAAUGAAUUCGAAUUCAAACACUGUGAUGAACUAUUUUAACACGCUAAGAAAAUUCAAAACAUUUCAUUUCACAAUGAAAUUCAAAUAAAUGUUUACUAAAUUAUAAUUAAUUUAGAGAGAGGAAUAAAGAAAAUUAUUCUUUUUAAUUAAGAAA